CAUGGGCGACGAGGAGGCGGGCGACAAGGAAAAGGAAAAUGGAGCGGGUGACAAGGACGAUGAUGACGACGACGAUGAUGCCGGAGGUGACGACGGAGCACCCAAGGGAAAGAGGCCACCGGACUCCAUCAUGGUGCAGCGAAAGUCCGCCAGAGGGAGCCAGAGCAGCGCGGGUUCCUCGGGUAAGACGGACAGCGACGCCAAGUCUACCGCCUCGAUGAUCAUCACCAUCGGAGGCUUGCUCAUAUUCGCCGCCGUCGUUCUGGGUGUCGUCGGCUUCAUCGUCUACAAGAUUACGCAGUCCGGGGAAAGCGACGUGAACGAGAGUACCAGCACUGGCGGAACAAGCAAGUAUAUCUCUGCAUGA
Molecule: messenger RNA, 367 nt
Organism: Rhipicephalus microplus (southern cattle tick)
Lineage: Eukaryota; Metazoa; Arthropoda; Arachnida; Ixodida; Ixodidae
Source: RefSeq, a predicted model, not a curated record